AUGCUCUUCAACAAGAUGACCAUCCUGGCCGCCGCCGUCUCUGGCGCCGCCGCUGCUGCCCAGCCUCCCGCUCCCACUGCCGUCCUGAACGAGCGUGACUCGGCCGCCUGUGCCAGCGCUGCCAUCAAGUACGGUCCUGGCCUGAUCGACAUUCCCACUCCCGCCAACACCAACGUCCUCACCGUGACCGGCUCCGCCACCAAGUCGUGCGAGAUCCCCGCCGUCACCGGCACCCUCGCCUCCGAGUACAGCUCCUACUGGUCCCAGUUCUCCAGCUGGCACAAGGAGCACAUCACCGACAUCAGCAACCUCGUGUCGGCCUGCUCGGACGACAUCUCGAGCCUCAUGUCCGGCCUCACCUUCGACAGCAGCGUGCUCGAGCAGACCUCCUGCUCCAGCCUCAGCUGGCCCUCCCAGACCGGCGGCUCCAGCAGCGACGACAGCAAGAACAACACCAGCACCAACACCACCAACAGCAGCAAGGAUGACAGCAAGGGCGCUGGCUCCCGCCAGACUGCCACCAUUGUCGGUGCCGCCGCCUUCGCUGGUGUUGUUGCCGUUGCCCUCCUCUAA
Clonostachys solani is the source of this 573-nucleotide messenger RNA. Lineage: Eukaryota; Fungi; Ascomycota; Sordariomycetes; Hypocreales; Bionectriaceae. The record is from the annotation of a GenBank genome assembly.